Trichomycterus rosablanca is the source of this 1405-nucleotide messenger RNA. RefSeq names its product iroquois homeobox 4b (gene irx4b). The coding region runs from base 1 to 1218 and encodes 405 amino acids. Gene Ontology annotation, biological process: cell development; regulation of transcription by RNA polymerase II; neuron differentiation. Gene Ontology annotation, molecular function: DNA-binding transcription factor activity, RNA polymerase II-specific; RNA polymerase II cis-regulatory region sequence-specific DNA binding. Gene Ontology annotation, cellular component: nucleus. NCBI's taxonomy places the organism in Eukaryota, Metazoa, Chordata, Actinopteri, Siluriformes, Trichomycteridae. The record is from RefSeq and is a predicted model, not a curated record. The transcript has 6 exons.
AUGUCACUCGGCAUCACAGUGGAGCUGUCUGAAGAGCUGCUGAAGUCCUGUCUGGGCAGGCAGGUGUUCCUCUCCUCCUCCUCCUCCUCCUCCUCAUUAAAGCCACCGAGACCCCAGGCUGGGCAGGCGAGCAUGUCAUACACCCAGUUCAGCUACUCCUACUCAGCAUCUCCUCAGUUCUUGUUAUCCUCUAAUGCUCUGAGUUCCUGCUAUGACUGCAGUGGUGCUUCUCCAUCAGCUCCUGCACACAGUUCCCACCACGCCCCGCUGUACGAGGACACACCGGUGACCAAGCAGGACCUUCCAUCGCCGUAUGGAAACGCCUGUGUGAAAGAACAUGAGACAAUAACAGAAUCAUUUCUGUUCAGGCAUAAAUCUGUGGACGUGAACGCCAGGAGAAAAAACGCCACCAAGGAGACCACCAGCACUCUGAAAGCCUGGCUUCAGGAGCACAAGAAGAACCCGUACCCUACUAAAGGAGAGAAGAUCAUGCUGGCCAUCAUCACCAAAAUGACCCUGACUCAGGUGUCCACGUGGUUCGCCAACGCGCGCCGACGACUCAAGAAAGAGAACAAAAUGACCUGGUCACCACGGAACAAAACCUCAGAGGAGAAAAGCUGCGAUGAGGAUGCUGAUGAUGUUGCUGGACAGAUGAUGAAAUCAGAGAAGGAAUUUGAAGAUAACUUUCGGAUGGACGAUGCAGACCUUCCACAAAGCGAAGUGGACGACUUCGAUCUAACCGAGUCAGACGGCUCGGAGUGUGAACCGAAAUCAUGGUUACCCAUGAGCACCUGCGCACGACUGCGAGACGACGCAGAUGUUCAUUUCAGGCCAUCUCUGCGACACGGACCUGCUCCUGAAACAUCUACAGAGUACGACGCUCUUAAUCCACCUGCUUCAGGAUCGACGGCUGAGGAAGCGUGCUGUGGGAGGACGUCCUACCUCCAACAACACGGCCCGAAAAUCUGGUCCCUCGCACAGACAGCAAUGUCGCUACGCCAUGUUGAUUACCCAGCAUGCAUGCACAGGAGUCAGGGAGCGACGACCCCCUCUGCAGACCCAGCAGUGAAGCGUGUGGACUCUCCGGUCACCACUCUGAGAAACUGGGUGGACGGCAUGUUUCAUGGUCCAGCGCUGCAGCAAGGCGGCCGGUUAUGGACCUCAGAGGAGAAUUUCCAUGAACUGACCGAUCCUGCAGCAUCAUCACAACUCACAUAAUGAACAGAAACGGGAUUGUUUUUAAUAUACUCACUGACCACUUUAUUAGGAACACUUGCACACCUGUAUUAAUUAUUAAUAGUAUUCGGCAUGGCUUGAGUGGAAUGAAACAUUCAGGACAGAGGGGUUUUGCUCUUUUUUAUUGUUAUGAUUUAAGUUAAGCAAAUAAAUAAACACAUCUGACCUC